AUGAACAUAAAGCGUUUUGACAUUUAUCGUAAAUUGCCAAAAGACCUGACGCAGCCAACAACAACUGGCGCACUCAUCUCUAUAUUCUCGACCUUUUUUAUUAUUUUUCUUUUGGUUUCGGAAGUGCUCUCAUUUCUUCAAGAAGAAGUUAUCUCGGAGCUAUAUGUCGACGACCCAACAACUGGUGCGACCAUUCCGGUCAUCGUCGAUCUUGAAAUUCCGAACAUGGCCUGUGACUUCCUCGGCAUCGACAUUCAGGAUAAUCAAGGGCGACAUGAAGUGGGUUACAUGAAGAAUACGCGCAAAACAGAUAUUAUCAAUAAAAUUCAUGAUUUCAAUCAUAAAAUUAACAAACUAUUUUUUGGCGAAGAUCUAUCAGCUUUAGAGCUGCCUGGUAAUCAAACCACGCUCGCCGGCAAAUCGACACAAAAUGAAGCCGCGUUGUCAUACGACUACACGUUGAAAAUAGUCCCUACGGUUCAUACUGACAACAAACGACAAACAAAGUUCGGUUAUCAAUACACAGUUACCUCGAAGACUUUUAAAAAUACCCGCGGAACACCUGCUAUUUGGUUUCGAUACGAAAUUGCGCCCAUUACUGUAAAAUACACUCACAAGAAAAAACCAUUUUAUCAUUUGCUGACGACAGUCUGUGCAAUCGUCGGUGGAACCUUCACAGUUGCUGGAAUGGUUGACUCGAUGAUAUUUUCUGCACAUCAAGCUGUUAAAAAGGCUUCCGAAGGAAAACUUGGUUAA
Oikopleura dioica is the source of this 756-nucleotide messenger RNA. Lineage: Eukaryota; Metazoa; Chordata; Appendicularia; Copelata; Oikopleuridae. The record is from the annotation of a GenBank genome assembly.